Molecule: messenger RNA, 4955 nt
Organism: Spodoptera litura
Lineage: Eukaryota; Metazoa; Arthropoda; Insecta; Lepidoptera; Noctuidae
Product: receptor type guanylyl cyclase
Biological process (GO): intracellular signal transduction; receptor guanylyl cyclase signaling pathway; cGMP biosynthetic process
Cellular component (GO): plasma membrane
Molecular function (GO): adenylate cyclase activity; ATP binding; peptide receptor activity
Source: RefSeq, a predicted model, not a curated record
UCGUGGGGGGCGUACACGUCGCCAUAUUGUUUACGCGGGAAAAUCGCUAACGUAUUUCGCGCGCUCCAAUUUCAAAACUAAUUCUGUGUUCGAAUUUGUGGAUUGCCAACUAGCAUUGUGAUUUCAAGUGAAGUUUAAUAGUGAAGUGAAAAUACCAUAAACAGUGUUUGUGUGGAUGAAGUUUCGACCGGUUUUUUAAAACCAACAAAUCACCACAAUGCAGUGCAUAAAAUAAUUGGAAUAAUGAUAAAAUUUUGAAAUAAAAUGUUAGAGGAGAUCGUUUAUACGAUUCUCCCGAGUACACGGACGCUGAGGUGUAAAAAGAAACCUUAUGCCAAUCCAGCAAAAAGCAGAAAAGAAGAAAACAGAACUGAAGAUGUUAGUGCAAGUGAAAUACUUGGAGAAAUCAGUGUAUCUGUGGACAAUGCUGAAACACACGCGGUUAAAACACCUCGAUUCAAAGUGUCAAUUUUGAUGUCAUUCCUCAUAUUCUAUGUAUGUGUAUUAAAUGUGAUAAUCUCGUGUGAUGUUAGUAUUAGUGAUGUAAAUAUCAAAGAAAGAAAAGGGGGUUUGUACGCACGUGAAACUAUUAGAGAAAAACCCAAGUACUGGUAUGGACAUAGACAUGAUGGCUACGAAGGUUACGGAAAAAACCUCCGUAAAAGUCGAGCGUCAGCUAAAAGACAGACUGAUGACGGCAAACCAGAAAAGUACCCAGAAGCUCAAGAAUUUUUUAAGUAUGAUUACAUUAAGGAUAAAGAAGAUAUACCAAAUGCAACUCAAUAUCCAAACUAUUUUCACAUGGGUAACAACAUUCGCGAUGACCCACGAGCUGUGGGAUAUCCUCAUGAUCUCGCAUCCCAUCCGUAUUUUAUAAAAAAUAUUCAGUUCAACUUAAGGCCAGAAAGGCAUCAAUUUAUGGAGAAAAUUGUAAAACUUGGUGUUUUACUACCGGCUGAUGAGAACCAAGUUUUUUCCCUUGGAAAAGUUUUGCCUAUCAUAGAGAUGGCAAUACCAGCUGUUACAGGAAGUGAUGGACCACUACCAGGCUGGACCAUCCUAGUAGACUAUAGAGAUACAAGAUGUUCUUCUGUAGAAGGACCUUUGGCUGCUUUUGAAUUCUACGUCCAUCAAGCUGCUGAUGCGUUUAUCGGUCCUGGUUGUGAGUACGUCAUAGCACCAGUGGCGAGGUACGCUGGACCUUGGGGCAUUCCUGUCCUGACCGCCGGGGCGCAGGCCGAAGCUUUUGGGUACAAGGUACCCAGUUACAGCACCUUAACCAGAAUGAUGGGAAGCUACACACAAGCCGCUGUCGCGAUCCGCAAAGUCUUUGAGGAGUUCAAGUGGCGUCGCCUAAGCAUGCUUUACCACAACUACGAUCCUGCUUCAGGCAAAGGGAAUAGUCCUUGUUUUAUGACCUUGAGUGCAGUAGUAUCAGUUCUGAAGAAGAAUAAUAAAGGAGACAGCAUAGCUGCUACAAAACCAUUCGAUGAAAACAACAUUACUACCACAAAGAUAAAAGAGUUACUUCACGAGUUGUCUAAACACAGUAGAAUUGUGGUAGUGUGUGCGAACCCGAGCACAGUUCGCGAAAUAAUGUUGGCAGCGGACGAUCUGAACAUGGUGUCAUCUGGCGAAUACGUGUUCUUUAAUAUCGAGUUGUUUUCUAACCUCGCAUCAGCAUCGUCCAAAGAACCGUGGAAAGUAGAAGGUGAUACUGAUGAACGGAACGAGAAAGCCAGGAGAGCAUACAGUGCUGUGCUGACAGUCACCAGCCCAGCUCCGGAGAAGAAAGAGUAUCUAAAGUUCUCUGAUCAGGUGAAAGUAUUAGCCGCUACGAAGUACAACUACACGUUUGGGAAAGGCGAAGUGGUGUCUACGUUUGUAGCAGCGUUCUAUGACGCAGUCCUUCUCUACGCACUCGCACUCAAUGACACGCUUCGCGAUGUUGAAGAUCCGAGAGGACCGCUUGAUGGCGCUGCAGUCAUUAGAAAAAUGUGGAAUAGGACUUUUCAAGGAAUAACUGGAGAAGUGGUCAUCGAUUCGAAUGGUGAUCGUGUGGCUUCAUACUCACUGCUGGACAUGAAUCCUAAUACCAGCCAGUUUCAGGUGGUAGCAACGUAUUUAGCAAAUGAUUCAACUCUACAGUUUAUCAAAGACCGGCCCAUCCACUGGGCUGGUGGCAGAAAGGUUCCACCACCAGACACUCCGGUUUGUGGCUUCGAUGGAUCACUUUGUCCUGAUAACUCUCUACCAGUGUACGCGAUUUCGAGUAUAAUCCUCAGCUCAGUUGUGGUCGUGUUGGCUAUACUUUCUGUUUUCAUAUACAGGCAUUAUAAGCUGGAAGCAGAGAUAGCCAUGAUGACGUGGCGAGUCGGUUGGAGUGAUGUCCUUCAACCAGGUGGUCGGUUGCGGGGGAGCAUGCAUUCAUUGGCGAGAAGAUACAGUACUGGGACUACAUUUUCGGAUGAAGCUACAUCCUUGGCUGGUGACAGACAAGUCUACACACCUUGCGGUUUCUACAAAGGCUGUCGAGUUGCCAUCAAAAAAGUGGACAAGCAGCGAAUAGACCUUACAAGACCACUUCUUCUAGAACUGAAGAAAAUGAAGGAUCUAGAACAUGAUCAUUUGGCAAGAUUUUUCGGAGCCUGUGUAGAUCCUCCCCAUUGCUGCCUCAUGACGGAAUACUGCCCUAAAGGAUCUUUGCAAGAUAUUUUGGAAAACGAGUCUAUCAAGCUGGAUUGGAUGUUCAAAGUCAGUUUGAUGCAUGACAUUGUGAAGGGCAUGCACUACCUUCACGGCUCAGACAUCAGAUCUCACGGCGCUUUGAAGUCUAGUAACUGUGUGGUAGACUCACGAUUCGUUCUGAAGAUCACAGACUUCGGACUUCAUGCCCUAAGAACUUCAGAAAAGGACUCCAGAGCACAUAGUUACUGGACCCGUCUUCUAUGGACGGCACCAGAACUGCUUCGAACGGCUGAACCUCCACCAGAAGGAACACAAAAAGGAGAUGUGUACUCCUUUGGUAUAGUCAUGCACGAGAUCGUCAACAGACAAGGAGCAUUUUGGCUUGGUCCUGGCAUUGAAAUGGCUCCAAAAGAAAUAAUUGAAACGGUGAUAUCAAGUGGACUUCGUCCAAACACUUCACACCACCGCGAGCGCUCUUGUGAAGUAGAUGACGCCACUGAGCUGAUGCGGCGGUGCUGGGCUGAAGACGCUACGGAGAGACCCGACUUCGCUCACUUGAAGGGAGCGAUCCGGCGCCUCAACAAAGGUCAAGCGAGUAGCAAUAUUUUAGACAAUUUGCUUUCACGUAUGGAGCAGUACGCAAAUAAUUUGGAAUCAUUAGUUAGCGAAAGAACACAAGAUUAUUUAGAAGAAAAGAAGAAAUGCGAAGAACUGUUGUAUCAGCUUUUGCCCAAAUCCGUCGCUUCACAAUUGAUCAAUGGUCAGUCAGUAGUCGCCGAGACAUUCGAACAAGUGACAAUCUAUUUCUCAGACAUCGUCGGGUUCACUGCACUCUCUGCAUCGUCCACACCCAUGCAAGUGGUCGACCUGCUAAACGAUUUGUACACCUGCUUCGAUUCCAUUGUAGAGAACUACGAUGUAUAUAAGGUGGAAACCAUUGGCGAUGCUUACAUGGUUGUGUCUGGUCUACCAGAACGUAAUGGCACUCGGCAUGCCUGUGAAGUGGCUCGAAUGUCUUUGGCACUUCGGGACGCCGUCAGCAGGUUCCGUAUUAGGCAUCGACCACAAGAUCAGCUGAAACUCAGGAUUGGAUUACAUUCUGGUCCUUGUGUAGCUGGUGUUGUAGGGCUAAAGAUGCCUCGAUACUGUCUCUUCGGCGACACCGUCAAUACAGCUUCCAGAAUGGAGUCUAAAGGAGAAGCUCUCAAAAUCCACGUAUCUCCGGUCACGAAGGCACUGCUUGACCCCUUUGGAACCUUCAAUUUGGAGUGCCGAGGAGAAGUCGCUAUGAAGGGUAAAGGAAUUCUAGUCACAUAUUGGUUGUUAGGUGAAAAGGUAGAUCCAAACGCACCUAAAGACAAACCGUCAUUAGUCAAAACCCAGACACUUUCAACAGACAGUGGAUCGCUAUCACACCUGACACCAUUUAGACAACGAUUAGAACAAAGCUCCCGAUCCUCAAGUAGGCGUGGAUCAGGAAUAUUUAUUCAAAGAACAGACACGAGCAAAUUAGAGAAAGAAGUCCAACCAUUGUUAAAAAACUUGAGUAUCCAACGACAGCAUUCUGACCCUACAGAACCAGUUUCCAAUGGCGUCACAGAUAAUGGAGACGAUGUGGACAAACAAAGUGUCUCAAACUCCAUAUCACUAAACGUCAAUUCGUUAAACCAUAACUCUGUUCACUCCAGUCAACCAAGAGUGAAGUUGAAAGACCUACAGAACCAGAACUCAGUCGGGAACCACAAAACGAACAAAAUAGGUAAUAACAAUUGGAUUUCCAAAUUACCCACAGCGAGCUCAUUUGAUAACGGCACCAAGAAAGGAGCGGAGCGGUUAAAGGAUUAAAGCAGUGUCCCAUUACUGUCUAAAGCUGAUACACCAAACGAUUCAAUUGUAUAGACUCUCUGUGAAUUUAGAAUGAACUUUAAUGAAUAUAUUUCUGCGAAACAUUUGUGCGAAAACUUCAUUUUGCUUCUCUAUCACACUAUUUCCAUCAUCUAAGUGGAUGUUGUAUUUGCUCUCACUUGCUCGUUCAAGUAUUAUGUGUAUGUACAUUUAGUGAAUAUAGGAAUACAUUAAUUAAUGCUAAAGCAACUCAGCCCCUAAUGGUCUGUGUUCCCGAAGCCAUUUGUCUCAAUUUAUUAGGCCAUUUCAAGAGAUCGUUUAGACUUACAUAAACCUUCUUUUCCUUUUAGUGAAAGAAAAUGAAAGUUACUUAUUACAUGAAUUAAUUUAGUUUCAUUUUCCAUGAUAACCAAUAAAUAUAA